Messenger RNA from Arvicola amphibius (Eurasian water vole), 1881 nucleotides. It is a transcript of the gene Kcnc4, whose product is annotated as potassium voltage-gated channel subfamily C member 4. The record is from RefSeq and is a predicted model, not a curated record. The transcript is spliced from 4 exons. Lineage: Eukaryota; Metazoa; Chordata; Mammalia; Rodentia; Cricetidae. Bases 1 to 1881 code for a protein of 626 amino acids. Gene Ontology annotation, molecular function: delayed rectifier potassium channel activity; protein binding. Gene Ontology annotation, cellular component: axon; neuronal cell body membrane; voltage-gated potassium channel complex. Gene Ontology annotation, biological process: potassium ion transmembrane transport; protein homooligomerization.
AUGAUCAGCUCGGUGUGUGUCUCCUCCUACCGCGGGCGCAAGUCGGGGAACAAGCCUCCGUCCAAAACAUGUCUGAAGGAGGAGAUGGCCAAGGGCGAGGCGUCGGAGAAGAUCAUCAUCAACGUGGGCGGCACGCGACAUGAGACCUACCGCAGCACCCUGCGCACUCUACCGGGCACCCGCCUUGCCUGGCUGGCGGAUCCCGACGGCGGGGGUCGGCAGGAGUCGGAUGGCGGCGGUGCAGGCAGCAGCGGCAGCAACGGUGGCGGGGGCUGUGAGUUCUUCUUUGAUCGGCACCCGGGUGUUUUUGCCUAUGUGCUCAACUACUACCGUACCGGUAAGCUGCACUGCCCCGCCGACGUCUGUGGGCCUCUCUUCGAGGAAGAGCUCACCUUCUGGGGUAUUGAUGAAACUGAUGUGGAGCCUUGCUGCUGGAUGACCUAUAGGCAGCACCGCGAUGCUGAGGAGGCACUGGACAUCUUCGAGAGCCCGGACGGGGGCGGGGGUGGCGCAGGGCCCAGCGAUGAGGCUGGCGACGAUGAGCGGGAGUUGGCCUUGCAGCGUCUGGGCCCCCAUGAGGGAGGCGCGGGCUCUGGUGCUGGAUCCGGGGGCUGCCGUGGCUGGCAGCCCCGAAUGUGGGCGCUCUUCGAGGAUCCCUACUCAUCCCGGGCAGCCAGGGUGGUAGCCUUUGCCUCUCUCUUCUUCAUCCUGGUCUCCAUUACCACCUUCUGCCUGGAGACCCACGAGGCCUUCAACAUUGACCGCAACGUGACAGAGAUCCACCGGGUAGGGAACAUCACCAGCGUGCGCUUCCGGCGGGAGGUAGAAACAGAGCCCAUCCUUACUUACAUCGAGGGUGUGUGCGUGAUGUGGUUCACUCUAGAGUUCCUGGUUCGCAUUGUGUGCUGCCCAGACACACUGGACUUUGUCAAGAACCUGCUCAACAUCAUCGACUUUGUGGCCAUCUUGCCCUUCUACCUGGAGGUGGGACUGAGUGGCCUGUCAUCCAAGGCAGCUCGGGAUGUGCUGGGUUUCCUGCGCGUGGUGCGCUUUGUACGCAUCCUGCGCAUCUUCAAGCUCACGCGCCACUUUGUGGGGCUGCGUGUGCUGGGCCACACACUCCGAGCCAGCACCAAUGAGUUCCUGUUGCUUAUCAUCUUCCUGGCCCUGGGUGUGCUCAUCUUUGCUACCAUGAUCUAUUAUGCUGAACGAAUUGGGGCCAGGCCAUCUGACCCACGGGGCAACGACCACACCGACUUCAAGAACAUCCCCAUUGGCUUCUGGUGGGCCGUGGUCACCAUGACAACACUUGGCUAUGGGGACAUGUACCCGAAGACGUGGUCAGGAAUGCUGGUCGGGGCCCUGUGCGCACUGGCUGGUGUGCUAACCAUUGCCAUGCCCGUGCCUGUCAUCGUCAACAAUUUUGGUAUGUACUACUCCCUGGCUAUGGCCAAGCAGAAGCUGCCCAAGAAGCGAAAGAAGCACGUACCGCGGCCAGCCCAGCUCGAGUCACCCAUGUACUGCAAGUCUGAGGAAACUUCGCCCCGGGACAGCACCUAUAGUGACACCAGCCCCCCUGCCCGGGAAGAGGGUAUGGUUGAGAGGAAACGGGCAGACUCUAAGCAGAAUGGUGACGCUAAUGCGGUGCUGUCUGAUGAGGAGGGAGCUGGCCUCACCCAGCCCCUGGCCUCGGCCCCCACCCCUGAAGAGCGUCGGGCCCUGCGACGCUCGGGCACACGAGACAGAAACAAGAAAGCAGCUGCCUGCUUCCUGCUCAGUGCUGGGGACUAUGCCUGUGCCGAUGGCAGUGUCCGAAAAGAGACCUGCCAAGACGCCCUCUCGUCCAACUAUGCCCACGCUGAAGUCCUCACCCUCUCUUAA